Molecule: messenger RNA, 925 nt
Organism: Frankliniella occidentalis (western flower thrips)
Lineage: Eukaryota; Metazoa; Arthropoda; Insecta; Thysanoptera; Thripidae
Exons: 2
Coding region: 277-807 (176 amino acids)
Source: RefSeq, a predicted model, not a curated record
UGCGGCACUGCCGGGCCCGACCCACACGCCGCGCCGGGGGCCGCCUCACAAAGUUGCGCGCGCGCUUUGGGGACGUGUGUUGUUUGCAUCGCGAGCAGCGCCGGGGAUCCCCCCGGACCACCCCGCCGCACCGUGGCGGAGGACGAGGCCCGCUGCUCCGCGCAGCCGCAGGCCGGCCUGCAGGAGGAGCAGGAGGAUGGGCAGCAGGAAGAGGAGGUCGUCUUCAGGGACAAGAGCCCCCGGAGGAGGAGGCAGUCCGCGUCCCGAAGCAAGGCCAUGUCGUACCUCGCCGCCGCGCUGGGCGUGGACAGGGCCAUGCGGUACCUCAGCGACGACAGCCUGUACUCGGAGAACAGCAACGGCAUGCGGAAGGCCGUCAGCUCCUUCGACGUGUUCCGCCGCGCCUCCGACGUCAGCAUGGUGGUGGUCUCGACCGAGGACGUCGCCGAGGCCGUGGCGGCCGAGGAGAAGCAGGCGGCCGCCGCCAGGGCGGGGCGCGAACGGCAGGCCAGCGUGGGCAGCAACACCAGCAGGGGCAGCAACGGCAGCGCGGGCAGGGUGCGGCGCCGGCGCACCGUGUCCACCCGGGCGCGCGCCGGCACCUCCGGGGCCACCAGCGCGGCCGCCAACAAGCGCAAGUCGCUGCCGCUCUUCGCCAUGAAGCUCUUCGGCCGCAAGGGCUCGUCCUCGGGCGAAGAGAUCACCAUGUCCAACCUCGACCUGGACACGGUCAACGACCACGGCGGCAGCUCCAGCAACGAGACCUCGAGCACGCCGGCCAGCCCCAACGGCGACCUCUAUGCCUAGAUGGGACAUUCGAGACAUCGCCCGACAUCUUCGCCCAAAUCCUCACAGCCCAUGGCGAGUACCGUGACCACAUGCUACCAUUAGUGUUUGCCCUGCUGCCUGACAAAUUAGAGGCGAG